Messenger RNA from Gordionus sp. m RMFG-2023, 327 nucleotides. RefSeq lists its product as uncharacterized. Gene Ontology annotation, biological process: DNA integration. The transcript has a single exon. Gene Ontology annotation, molecular function: nucleic acid binding. Bases 1 to 327 code for a protein of 108 amino acids. Lineage: Eukaryota; Metazoa; Nematomorpha; Gordioida; Chordodea; Parachordodidae. The record is from RefSeq and is a predicted model, not a curated record.
AUGGCCAAGUUCGGAUUGCCGGAUACCAGUGUAUCUUAUGGUGGACCUGCCUUUGUUAGCGAAAAUUUCAAGCAGUUUUGUAAAGAGUCUAGGAUUCGACACAUUUUGACCCCGCCCUAUCAUCCCAGCUCAAAUGUUCAAGCUGAGAGGAUGGUAUCAAUUGUUAAGAAUUGGAUAAGGAAAGCCGGCAAUCAAGGGAAUGGGACGUAUUUGGCCCAGUUGUAUUACCUCAAUUCCAGUAAUAAGGAGGGAGUGACACCUGCUGAAUUGUUUUUGGGCCGGAGGACUAGGGUUCCCCUAGAUUUUCUAAGGGCCGAGAGUCACUAG